Molecule: messenger RNA, 1905 nt
Organism: Protopolystoma xenopodis
Lineage: Eukaryota; Metazoa; Platyhelminthes; Monogenea; Polystomatidea; Polystomatidae
Source: the annotation of a GenBank genome assembly
GAGGAGGAAGAUGAGGAUGAGAAGGAGCCAGAGGAGGAGGAGGAGGAGGAGGAAGAGGGGGGGGAAGAGGAGGAGGAAGAGGGGGGGGAAGAGGAGGAAGAGGAGGAGGGGAGAAUGUUGAAACCGGUAGAGGAUGGACGGCAGAAGAGACAAAGCGUUGUCACCGGCAGGUUCCAAGUGAUGCUGGACGAUGAGACGAGACGCUUGGUCGUCUUCGACCGUAAGAAAGAGAGCAUCCUCUCGGACGCUGAGGUGCUGGACGAGGGACUGUUCAGAGUGGGCAAAAAAGGGUAUAGUGUCGCCAUGCCGCCCGCAUACGUCGGCCGUUACGUCGUGCGCCGUCUGCCAGACACCGGCGAUGCCCGUCUCUUCGACACACGGACAGGUCGUCCGGUUGCCAUGGCGCAUAUUCUGCCUAACGGCCUGGCCAGAUUGCCGGAUGGACGGAUUGUGGCGCCAGUGCCGGUCGGGGGGGGCCGGUAUCGCGUGCAUCCGGUCGACGCUGAGGCUGGCGUCGAGGGGGGAGACGCUCUGGCCGUCUACGACACGCGGACGGGCGGACGAGUUGCCGACUCGGAGGUCAUCGCCGGUUUGGUGCAUCUGCCCUCGGGUCGAUUCGUCCAUCCGGUCGUGAUGGCGCAAAGUCUGGUCGUCCCGGAGAUGUAUGUCUCGCGGGGCCGGUUUGUCGCGAGGCUGGCAGAGGGCGGGCACCGGCAGAGACGUGUCUACGACACACACACAGGCCUGCCGAUCGAAUGGACGAUCGGCGCGAAUGGCGACGAGGCAGAAGAGUCGGUCGAGAUUGCCGACGUCUUCAUGAAUGAGGCUGGCCAGCCGACGGCAGUCGGCGCUGACGAAACGAGUGGACGUUAUGUGAUUCGGCGAAACGACGGCAACGGCGACGGCAACGGCAACGGCGGUCUGCAGGUCUUCGACACACGCACAGGCGCCCACCUCCCCGAGGCUCGGGUGGACGCCGACCGGCUGGUCCAUCUGCCCGGACAGAAGCAGCCGGUCGCCGUCCGACCGGCCUACAGCAGAGCACGGCUGGUGGCGAUUCGGACGGCGCCGGCCGAAAGACCAGUUGUCUUCGACACGCUGAUCGGCGAGACGUUGCCGAGCGACUCGGCCGAGUUGCUGGCGAACGGGCGCCUCGUGAGGCUGGCUCGGGGGGGCGUCCACGGCUCCGAGGCGCAGGCGGAGGUGGUGCUGGCGGUGGCCGAAGCUGGCGAUCGUGGCCGGUACCGGCGGAUCGGAUCAUCGAGUUCGGCCAGCGGGUCCGUCUACGACCUCAUGACGGGACACAGGCUCGACGGAGAGGUCAGCGCAAGUGGUCGUCUCUUUUACGUCGACGUCGACGUCGGCGGACAACGGCGAGUGGCCCUCUUCUCGGAGUCCGACCAGACACGUUACAUCGUCGAGGCGGAGCGGGUGUACGACACGUGGACGGGGCAGCCGGUGCUCAACGUCGACGUCGACGUUGACGGCCUGUUCCGGUUGCCCUCAGGCGAGCUGCGAUUGGCCCAGACGACAGAGUCGCCGGCGCGCCGCUACCGACUGGUGGGGGGGCGACUGUUCGACGGUUGGACGGGCCAGCAAGUCGCCUACCUCCGAAGGGAGGAGGGCGACGUCGUCCAACUGGCUGACAAUCGCAGCAUCCUCUUGACGCCGAGCAGCAGCUCGUCGGGCUUCGCGAUGCGGCGAGGCGGCGAGGGCCGGAUGAGGCUCUUCGACGUCGCCACCGGCGAACAAGUCCCGCAGGUCAACUUCACUGCGGACGCGGUGCACAUCAUCAUUAACGGCCAACCGAUCAGCAUACCUCUCGCCGACUUGACCAAAUCGUCGUCCAACGGCGACGGCGACGUCUACUCUACAGCUUUGCCUCUCGACGGAGAAGAUGACUCA